AUGGCUAUGUACGAGCUUGCAUUGUCUUGGUGGAGGAUGAUUCUUCUUUCGGGGUUGAUUUUUCGAAGCUGGGUGAUGACUUUUGGCAAAGAAAUGGUGGUAUACCAAUCCGCAGUAACAGUUCUUUGCUCAUUAACACGUUAAGCGCCAUGGCGGUCCCGUGGGACCGCUUGACAACGGGCCUAUUACGCCACGGCGGUCCGUAUGGACCGCUUUGUAUUUAAUUUAUUUCCACGCUGACUCCAGCCAGAGAUCAAUAUCUAAAUUCAUUUUAGCGUUAAAUAUUGACCGCUGUGGCUUGUAUGGAUUAUACUCAUAUGCAUUCAAUUUUUUUUUAUUCACAUCAUUUAUUUCCUACUAAAUCUACACAACAACCUUGGCAAAAACAAACAAGAUUCCAGUAAAAAUGCAUAUAUAUAACUUGAGACGUGGUCAUUGUAGUCUAGACCAGUUAGGUGAAAAAUUAAUGCUUCCGCCUUUUGUUGGGUACUACAAAAAAAUUUAGCAAAGAGGACUCUUUAUACUUUAUUAAUCUCUCUAGCUUUCAAUGGUCUUUGCCAUCAUCAUCAUUCUUCUCAAUGUUAUUACAGCUCCUGAUGAUGAUGGCAAAGACCAUUGAAAGCUAGAGAGAUUAAUAUAGUAUAAAGAGUCCUCUUUGCUAAAAUUUUUGUCGAAGUACCCAACAAAAGGCGGAAGCUUUAAUUUUUCAACUAUAUAUACAUAUAUAUAUAUAUAUAUAUAUAUAUAUAUAUAAAAUAAGUUAUGAUGUAG
Molecule: messenger RNA, 771 nt
Organism: Acanthoscelides obtectus
Lineage: Eukaryota; Metazoa; Arthropoda; Insecta; Coleoptera; Chrysomelidae
Source: the annotation of a GenBank genome assembly